GAAUCACGGACUGCUUUCAUCAGUCAGAGGUUUCAUUUGUUGCACAAACCAAAUAGAGAUAUGAUUUGUUGUGAAUAUUAAUUUACUCAAACAUAAUCGUAUAUAACAUAAUACUUAGAACCGACUAAAACUUCGAGCUUUAAGGAAAGAGGUUGAAAUCUAUUUUGAGAUUGACCUAAUGCUAAAAUGAGUAUUAACUAUAUUCCUCGUGUGACACAGCUUGAUGCAGUACAUCUUGAUAAACAAGUAGAAGAAUUAUUUAUACAACAAAUUUUCCAAGCCACGAAAUAUUUAGAGCCAGGGAUCCUCCAGGCAGUCCUUCCAGAAUUAGAACUUUUGAUUAGAACAUGGAUUUUCAAGUUCUCAUUUUACAACAAGAAGUGUACUUUUGGACAGGAAAUGUUAUCACUAAAGUAUAAACCAGAGAAUAUAUCUACUAGCAAAAUGUAUUGGUAUUAUGGGUACAAAAUAGGUUUGAAUUAUGUUAAAGACCGAUGCCUGUAUAGUUGGACAUCUAAUACAAGAAUUCAAAAUGUUAUACAUAAGAUGGAAACCUUUCAAUUAGUAGGAGACAUUCUGAACUUCCUUAGAUUUAUACAGAGUGGAAAGUACCCUAUGCUCAUAGAUUUUAUUCUUGGACUAGAGUUAACAGCGGAUAAGUUGACACGAGAAGAUUUGACUGAUUUUUCAUGGACUAGGGAGUUAUUGUGGCAUAACUUUAUUGAAUUAAUGGGUACAGCUAUAUCAUUGAUGAAUAUGAUUGGGCUUCGAAGUAAACUGUCUACAGUAUUGAAGUAUGUUUGGUGGAGAAAGCAUACAAAGUCAUCUGCAACCUCUAGUCAAGCUGUUAUGACACAUAGCACUGUAUGUGCAUGUUGCUCUAACAAGCCUGUUCUUCCAUAUACCAUGGGCUGUUCACAUAUAUUUUGCUACUAUUGUUUGAUGGCAAAUAAGACUGUCGACAAAGAUUAUGCAUGUCCAAAGUGCUACUUUAAUGGCAAAGAAUUGAAUAAAUUUGUUAUGGUAUAGUUUUUUUUUAUAUGGGGAUUAUUUAUUAAUUUGGAACUUAAUUUAUUUUGGUGCUGUGAUAAUCUUAUAAUUGUUAUAAUAUAAGAUAAUUUGGGAUUUAAGUAAAUAUAUUUUUAUACCACAGUU
This is a messenger RNA of Amyelois transitella, 1155 nucleotides long. It is a transcript of the gene Pex2, whose product is annotated as peroxisome biogenesis factor 2. The record is from RefSeq and is a predicted model, not a curated record. The transcript has 5 exons. The coding region runs from base 187 to 1029 and encodes 280 amino acids. Gene Ontology annotation, biological process: protein import into peroxisome matrix. NCBI's taxonomy places the organism in Eukaryota, Metazoa, Arthropoda, Insecta, Lepidoptera, Pyralidae. Gene Ontology annotation, cellular component: peroxisomal membrane. Gene Ontology annotation, molecular function: zinc ion binding.